Molecule: messenger RNA, 892 nt
Organism: Ficedula albicollis (Collared flycatcher)
Lineage: Eukaryota; Metazoa; Chordata; Aves; Passeriformes; Muscicapidae
Gene: NANOS1
Product: nanos homolog 1 (Drosophila)
Biological process (GO): negative regulation of translation; oogenesis
Cellular component (GO): perinuclear region of cytoplasm
Molecular function (GO): mRNA binding; zinc ion binding
Source: RefSeq, a predicted model, not a curated record
GGAGCGGCCCCGGAGCGGAGCGGACCGUGCGCCCGGCGCUGCCCCGCACCGCGCCACAGGGAGGGGCCGCGCCCAUGGAGGCAUUCCCGGGCGCCAAGCUGGAGCAGCACCGGCACCUCCCGCCCGUGGAGUGCCUGCCGGGCGCCCGCUACGGCGCGCCCCCCCCCCCCGGCCGGAGCCACAGCGCCUGUGGGAACGUCUUCAACUCCUGGAACGACUACCUGGGGCUGGCCACGCUCAUCACCAAGGCCGUGCGGCCGGGCAAGGGCUUCGGCGCCGAGCCCCCCUCGGUGGUGGUGGCGGCCGCCGUGCCGCCGGCCGAGGAGGAGGAGGAAGAGGAGGAGGAGGAGGAAGAGGCGGCGGGGCCGUACUUCGAGGGCGCGCUGGACUUGCACGACCUGGAGCUGUGCGGGCAUCACCAUCACCACCAUCACCACCACGGCGAGGGGCUGCUGGAGGAGCGCUUCGCCGAGUUCAGCCCGUUCCCCGGGCGCGGCGGCCCCGCCGCCGUGGUGCUGGACUGCUCGGGGGAGCUGCCGGGCCGGGAGGGCUCUGCCCACGCCUGGGGCGGGCUGGUGGUGGCGGGGCGGCUGCCGGCGCACCCGCGCCCCGCCUCCCGCCUGCUCAAGCCCGAGCUGCAGGUCUGCGUCUUCUGCCGGAACAACAAGGAGGCGGUGGCUCUCUACACCACGCACAUCCUCAAAGGACCCGACGGCCGCGUCCUGUGCCCGGUGCUGCGGCGCUACACCUGCCCCCUGUGCGGCGCCAGCGGGGACAAUGCCCACACCAUCAAGUACUGCCCGCUCUCCAAAGUGCCGGCGGCCCGGCAGCUCCGGCACGCCCGGACCGCGCUGGGCAGGAAGGGUCGCUAGCCCGGGACCCCCGGGACUCG